AAGGAGCAAGGAGGAACACUCGCUCAGUGACUCCACCUCACCCCUUUUAUGGUACCCCACCAUUGUUCCUUGACCCUCUCAUUCUUGGUUCUCAAUUCUCUUUCUCAAUUACCGUUUUCUCUUUAUCGAUAAACCCAAACACAUGCGCACCAGAAAACACCCACAUCCUCCUUAGUCCUAUCCAUUAUCCACAUCCACGUACACACAACAACAACAAUUCACUACUUGUUUGAAGAAAACUCUCAACUCUGAAACACAACACACACACUCAGAGAGAGAGAGAGAGAGAGAGAGAUGGGGACGGGUGCGUCGAAGGAAGAGAACGGUGGCUCAGAAGAGAGCAAGGAGGAGCGUGAUAGAUUGGAGCAAGCAGGUGGACAGCUCUAUGUGUCUCUGAAGAUGGAGAAUCGCAAGCUCACUGGUGAACUCGUUCCUCAUGUCUAUGGCUCUGUUCCUCUCGUGGGGUCUUGGGAUCCUUCCAAAGCUCUUUCAAUGGAACGGGAAUCGGUGUCAAUGUGGGAGCUGAGUUUUGUUGUUCCACCUAAUCAUGAAACUUUGGAUUUCAAAUUCUUGUUGAAGCCUAAGUACAGCAAUACACCUUGUUUCGUUGAGGAGGGUGCAAACCGCCUACUCAUUGGAGGAGCUUUGCAGGAGGAUGCAAGGCUUGCAUUGUUUAAGCUUGAUAGCGGCGAGGUUCUUGAGUAUCAAGUGUUUGUUAAAGCAGACAGGGUUUCUCCAUUUGAUCUUGCAGCUAGUUGGAGGGCUUAUAAGGAGAAUUUCCGUCCUUCGACUGUACGUUGGAUGCCUGAUGUCAGCAUAAAUUCAGCACCUCAGACGGGCAGUGAUAAUUGCUCUUCUGCGGGUUUGGAACUUGAUCUUGAGCAUUAUGUUGUCCCAGCUCCCUCUGCAAAUUCAGCCUUUGCAUAUGCAGCUAACAUGACAGAGAAUCCAAGGUCACUAAUUAGUGGGCCUGGCAGCAGUUCAUUUUCCAUCAAGGAGAUGGAGGUUAUUGUGCCAGAUCCAUCUAAGGUGUUUCAAAGUUCUGGAACGGUUGAAUCCAAGUCAGUGGGAACGUUUUCUCCUCUGCAAAGGCAAGAGAGUCAGAGGGGACAUUUUGUUGAUAGAGGUGUUGGAUCUCCUAGACUUGUAAAAUCUUCUACUUCAAAUAUUUUCAGUGGUCUUAAUUUGGAUAAUGAUACCAAGAAUUCAAUGCCAGCUGCUGCUGGAGCUGUUGCAGCUGCAGCUGUUGCUGAUCAAAUGCUGGGUCCCAAGGAGGAUAGACAUUUGGCGAUUAUCCUGGUGGGUCUGCCAGCUCGAGGUAAAACUUUUACUGCAGCUAAACUUACAAGAUAUCUUCGUUGGUUAGGUCAUGAAACCAAACACUUCAACGUUGGGAAGUAUCGUCGCCUCAAGCAUGGAGCUAAUCAGUCUGCUGAUUUCUUUCGAGCUGACAAUCCUGAUGGCGUAGAGGCGCGCAAUGAGGUAGCAGCGUUGGCAUUUGAAGAUAUGAUAUCUUGGAUGCAAGAAGGUGGCCAGGUUGGGAUAUUUGAUGCCACAAACAGUAACAAGAAACGAAGAAACAUGCUUAUGAAAAUGGCUGUAGGAAGAUGCAAGAUUAUCUUUCUGGAAACAAUAUGCAACGAUGUGAACAUAAUUGAAAGGAAUAUUCGUCUUAAAAUUCAACAAAGUCCUGAUUAUGCAGAAGAGCCAGACUAUGAGGCUGGAUUGCAAGACUUUAAAAAUCGUCUAGCCAAUUAUGAGAAGGUUUAUGAGACAGUAGAAGAAGGUUCUUACAUAAAAAUGAUUGAUAUGGUCAGUGGACAUGGUGGACAAAUACAAGUGAACAAUAUCAGUGGCUACCUUCCUGGACGAAUUGUCUUUUUCUUGGUAAAUACACAUCUUACUCCACGCCCAAUAUUACUUACUCGGCACGGAGAAAGCCAGGAUAAUGUGAGAGGCAGAAUUGGAGGAGAUACAGCACUAAGCGAGGCGGGAGAAGUUUAUGCAAAGAAGCUUGCCAACUUUGUUGGAAAGCGUCUCAAAUCAGAACGGGCUGCUUCUAUAUGGACUAGUACACUGCAACGAACAAUUCUGACAGCAAGUCCAAUUGUUGGAUUUCCCAAGAUACAAUGGCGUGCCCUUGAUGAGAUAAAUGCUGGGGUUUGUGAUGGUAUGACAUACGAAGAAAUCAAGAAAAACAUGCCAGAGGAGUACGAGUAUGUCGCCGACUUAUCCCGCAACAAGGACAAGCUUAGGUAUCGUUAUCCUCGCGGAGAGUCUUAUUUAGAUGUUAUUCAAAGGUUAGAACCGGUAAUUAUUGAGCUUGAGCGGCAACGUGCACCUGUUGUUGUGAUAUCUCACCAGGCAGUUUUGAGGGCAUUGUAUGCUUAUUUUGCUGACAGGCCUUUGAAAGAAAUUCCACAUAUAGAGGUGCCUCUUCAUACGAUAAUUGAGAUACAAAUGGGAGUUACAGGUGUCCAAGAGAAAAGAUACAAACUAAUGGACUGAAAUGAAUUGAUGAAAAGUUCUCUUGCUAGUAUUGUGGCUCAUUAACCAAUUAUCAAUUUUCCUAUUUUAAUUUAUUAGCAAAAUGUAAUUAUUUUCCCACAAGUGGACUACAUUGUUAUAAAUUACCAUAAUAAAGGGAAGUCAUGCCCUUGAAAUUCAAUAUUAUUUCAUUUCACGUGUAAAUGACG
Messenger RNA from Gastrolobium bilobum, 2696 nucleotides. RefSeq names its product 6-phosphofructo-2-kinase/fructose-2,6-bisphosphatase. Gene Ontology annotation, molecular function: 6-phosphofructo-2-kinase activity; ATP binding; starch binding. Gene Ontology annotation, cellular component: cytosol. The transcript is spliced from 23 exons. The record is from RefSeq and is a predicted model, not a curated record. Gene Ontology annotation, biological process: fructose 2,6-bisphosphate metabolic process; fructose metabolic process. The coding region runs from base 295 to 2508 and encodes 737 amino acids. Lineage: Eukaryota; Viridiplantae; Streptophyta; Magnoliopsida; Fabales; Fabaceae.